Molecule: messenger RNA, 3529 nt
Organism: Patiria miniata (bat star)
Lineage: Eukaryota; Metazoa; Echinodermata; Asteroidea; Valvatida; Asterinidae
Product: phosphoenolpyruvate carboxykinase, cytosolic [GTP]-like
Exons: 10
Coding region: 360-2306 (648 amino acids)
Biological process (GO): gluconeogenesis; hepatocyte differentiation; cellular response to insulin stimulus
Cellular component (GO): cytosol; mitochondrion
Molecular function (GO): phosphoenolpyruvate carboxykinase (GTP) activity; manganese ion binding; GTP binding
Source: RefSeq, a predicted model, not a curated record
GUCAAAAUUCAUUUUCGAGCUGCGUCAGUGCACGGCCACUUCCAAAAUUCCAAGUCCGGUGAAGUACAUAGGCCCAGCUUCAUCUAGAUAGUUUUCAGGAUCGGAACUGACGCGUCACGUUUCGAGUUUUGUGGUGGGAUUGACGACUCGACCGGGUUUGCAGACUAUCAGCUGUACGGUACCGGUACGCAUAGCGCUCAUUCACACGCAACAACGUCGUCACGAACGACAGGUUAUUGCAACACUCUCUCUGCAGUGGAGUGCCAACCGGCAAAAUUAAGUGAUUGUCUUUCACUAAUUUGCGAGACUUUAACAAUUCCAUUUGUUCAUCUUGGAUCGCUUGAAACACCAGCAUCAAGAUGUCGUCAAUCCUACGUGGGUUUAUAAUACGCCAAGCGUAUAAUUUCAGUAAAACACUCGCCAGCAUGCCGGCGUGCAGUGUCAGCUCCCAGGCGGCCCCUGUGUCCACGAUAGUCAACGGCAAACUCAACGACCUGCAGCCCCACGUCCGGGAGUACGUCCUGGAGAAAGCAGAGGUAUGCCAGCCGGACAACAUCUACAUCUGUGACGGCUCGGAAGAAGAGAACAAGGCCCUCUUGGCACAGAUGGAAAAGGAAGGCAUUAUCAAGAGACUCACCAAAUAUGACAACUGCUGGUUGGCAAGGACAGACCCCAAAGAUGUUGCCCGUGUAGAGAGCAAAACAGUCAUCUCAACCCCCUACGAGAGAGAUACAGUUCCCAUCCCCAAGGAGGGAGUGGAGGGGACGGUAGGGAAGUGGAUGGCACCAGGGGACCUCAAGAAGGCCAUUGAUGAACGCUUCCCCGGAUGCAUGAAGGGGAGGACUAUGUACGUGGUACCAUACAGCAUGGGACCCUACGGAUCGCCACUCUCUAAGAUUGGCAUCGAGCUGACGGACUCCCCCUACGUAGUGGCCAGCAUGCGCAUCAUGACACGCAUGGGCAAGAAAGCUCUGGACGUGCUCGGCGACGGAGACUUUGUCAAGUGUCUGCACUCGGUCGGACAACCACUUCCCAUGGAGAAGCCCCCAGUCAACAACUGGCCCUGCAACCCAGAGAAGACGUUAAUAUCCCACAUCCCAGACAACAGAGAGAUCAUGUCCUUUGGCAGCGGCUACGGCGGCAACUCUCUCCUGGGCAAGAAGUGCUUUGCCCUCCGCAUCGCCUCAAGAAUAGCCAAAGACGAGGGCUGGUUGGCCGAACACAUGCUGAUCCUCGGACUGACGAAUCCCCAAGGGGAGAAGAAGUACAUCGCGGCAUCGUUCCCCAGCGCCUGCGGCAAGACCAACUUAGCCAUGAUCAUGCCGAGCCUGCCGGGCUGGAAGGCCGAGUGCGUCGGCGACGACAUCGCCUGGAUGAAGUUCGACAAAGAGGGACGUCUGCGCGCCAUCAACCCGGAAUACGGCUACUUUGGCGUGGCCCCGGGGACGUCGGAUAAGACCAACCCGAAUGCGCUGGCGACCUGCCUUAGCAAUACGGUGUUUACCAAUGUAGCGGAGACCAGUGAUGGAGGAUUCUACUGGGAGGGGCUUGAGGAUCAGACGCCGAAGGAUGUUUCAAUCACAACUUGGCUGGGCAAAGGAAACUGGAACAAGUCGACCGGCGUACCAGCCGCCCACCCCAACUCCAGGUUCUGCGCCCCGGCGUCACAGUGCCCCACCCUGGACCCGGCCUGGGAGGACCCAGAGGGCGUGCCCAUCGACGCCAUCGUGUUUGGCGGGAGGAGACCAAAAGGAGUCCCCCUUGUCUACGAAGCCUUCAACUGGCAACACGGCGUCUUUGUAGCGGCUGCUAUGAGGUCAGAGGCCACGGCUGCUGCCGAGCACAAAGGCAAAGUUAUAAUGCACGACCCCUUCGCAAUGCGCCCGUUCUUCGGCUACAACGUUGGCCAGUACUUCCAGCACUGGCUGGACUUUGAGCACAAGCCGGACCUCAAGCUGCCCAAGCUCUUCCACGUCAACUGGUUCCGGACCAGCGAGCAGGGCAAAUUCCUGUGGCCGGGCUUCGGCGAGAACAUCCGGGUCCUGGACUGGAUCCUGAAGCGCUGCAACGACGAGGACAUUGCCAGGCCGUCGUCGAUCGGCUACGUCCCGAAGGAGGGCUCCCUCAACGUCGAGGGCUUGGACAAACCAGUGGACAUGGACGCCCUGUUUGACCUCCCGAAAGACUUCUGGAUGGAGGAAGUCCAGCAGAUCAGGAAAUACUUUGACGACCAGUUGAACGUGGACCUGCCAAAGGGCAUCGCGUCCGAGUUGGACUCGUUGGAAGAGCGUGUAAAAUCCAUGUAAAGUCAGACACCAACUCACCCCUCAAAGACCUUAGUGCAUAACAUCGCUAGAGGCAUUGUGCUAUAUCUGAAAUUCGGGAUCAACCCCUUGAAUUGAUUUUAUUUUCGAGUGGUGCACAUGAAAAGCUCACUCUACAAUGAGAGUGCUAUAGUCUCAAGGUAAGACUGCUGGAAUUACAGUUGAAAGGCUUGUGGUUUGAAACCCGCCUGCCUUGAAGAAGCCAAAGCAAAUUUGUCGCUGAACCAUUUUUUUCGUGGUUCUCUACCAAGCACCUAAUUUUAAUUGGUUGGCAUGUUGCCAACUCAGCCUUCUUUAGAACCACCUCAUGGCUUUAAUUUCCAGACAAUAGGCAUUUUUUUUUGUGCUGCUUUAUUCCCCCAGAAUUUUAAGUUAACAAUCACUCAAUUUAAACUUGCAGUAUGUAUUUAUAAUGAAAGUUUAGAUGAGCACAGAGUAACUUUAUUUUUUAAUGAAAAAAAUCUUUAUUCUAAUUUUUCUAACACGAACUAACUAAUACUUUCACAAGAACUUUGAUAAAUUCAAUCGAUUAUUGUAGUAGUAGUUUGACUUCUGAUAUUUAAACGAUAUCUGUACAUUUGUUUUUAUUUUAUCAGACUUAUGGUUUGAUUGGUGGUGCAAAUAAUUUCUUUAGGAAUUUUUUGUAUGUAAGUAAAUGUAUCUAGUUGGUAUAUAUAAUCAGGAUUGUUUCCAUCUAUUUAUGUAAAUUACAAUUCCUUUAUAAGGAAUUGCUUACGCGGAGUUGUAAUCGAGCGGAUCACAAUGCUAUCACAAGUCUAUCAUAAGUAAGUCACAAGUCAAAUCGUAAGUCCAUCAUAAGUAAGUCUCAAUUCAGAUCACAAUAGACCUUAUGCGUACGAUGUCAUCAGUCUUAUAGAGAGAUGCACAACAUGACCUCACUGAGGUCAAAUCUCGCAUUUAAGUUUACUGUGGGAAAACGGCUGUGCAUACCCUCUAUUGACAGGUGAUGAACAAUGACAAAGGAAUGCCGUUCUCAUAGUCCAUUUGAAUAGCUCGUAAUUUGACUUGACGCUGGAAUGACUUGUGAUUGACUUGUGCUGACUUGUUUCCAACUCUGUCCUGACUAUUUGUAUUUCUUAUUCGAAUAAGUAACUGUCGGUCCCCUAAUUACCUUGAAUCCAUCGAAUAAAUACCUAGGGUGCCUCCCGUUUACCCAAAGAUUGCCAAUAGUCGCAAUCAUUUUU